Molecule: messenger RNA, 927 nt
Organism: Amaranthus tricolor (Joseph's coat)
Lineage: Eukaryota; Viridiplantae; Streptophyta; Magnoliopsida; Caryophyllales; Amaranthaceae
Product: protein TIC 214-like
Exons: 1
Coding region: 1-927 (308 amino acids)
Cellular component (GO): membrane
Source: RefSeq, a predicted model, not a curated record
AUGAGAAAAAAACCAGAAAUUCCACUUUCUCAACAGGAAAAAUUAAAGGAACAAGAAGUAAAGAAAGAAGAAUUAGCGGAAAAAAAAUUAGAAGAAUUUCUAUUAACGCAAAAGGAAGAAAAAGCAAAACUAGAAGAAGAUAAACAAAUAAAAGUAGCCGAAACCUGGGAUACCGUCCCGUUUGCUCAACUAAUAAGGAGUUUGAUGUUAAUGACUCAGUCCAUUUUUAGAAAAUAUAUUUUAAUUCCUUUAUUGAUAAUAGCAAAAAAUAUUGUUCGUCUACUAUUAUUCCAACGUGCUGAGUGGUCUGAAGAUUUCGAUGACUGGAGUAAAGAACGACAUAUUAAAUGUACCUAUAAUGGUGUUCAAUUAUCAGAAACCGAAUUUCCUCAAGACUGGUUAACAGAUGGUAUUCAGAUAAAGAUAGUAUUUCCUUUCUAUCUAAAACCUUGGCACACAUCCCGAGAUCUAAUAAAAAAACAAAAUCAACCAGAUGAUUAUUGUUUUUUAACAGUUUUCGGAACAGAAACUGACAGUCUUUUUGGUCCUCCCCGAAAACACCCUUCUUUUUUUAACCGUAUUUUUAAACAAUUAGGCAAAAAUAUUCGAAAGUUUCCAAAUACAAGAAAAUUUUGGAUUAUGAAAAUCCUUCUAUUUUUUAAAAAAAUAAAAAUAAUGUUAAAGGAAAAUCGAAUUCUAGGAUUUGGAGUGAGCGAAGAAUCUAGGGAAAUAAAAAAAGAAAAAGAUUCGAUAAUUACUAAUCAUAUGAUUAGGGAAAUAAAAAAAGAAAAAGAUUCGAUAAUCACUAAUCAUAUGAUUCAUGAAUCGUCCAUUCAAACUCGAUUCCUGAAUCGGACAAAUUCUUCAGUGCCAGAAAAAAAAAUAAAAGAUUUGGCUAAUCGAACAAGGACAAUAAAAAAAAAAUAG